This is a messenger RNA of Paracoccidioides lutzii Pb01, 1659 nucleotides long. RefSeq names its product glutamate decarboxylase. Gene Ontology annotation, biological process: L-glutamate catabolic process. The transcript has 5 exons. Bases 1 to 1659 code for a protein of 552 amino acids. The record is from RefSeq and is a predicted model, not a curated record. Gene Ontology annotation, cellular component: cytosol. Gene Ontology annotation, molecular function: glutamate decarboxylase activity; pyridoxal phosphate binding.
AUGAGUCUUGCGUGUCAUGUCGAUGCCAACAAGUUGGUUGAGGAACUACGCAGCGACCCGGAAAGGAGGAAAAGCGAGCGCCUCUGGACUGAGAGUGUCUCCGGAUCCAUGAUCCCGUAUCCCACGCGAUAUGCCAGCCGUGAGGAAAUACCCAGAUUCAAGAUACCGAAGGAAGGGGCGCCGGCGGAGGCAGUGCGUAGGAUGUUGAGGGAUCACUUGGAUCUGGAUGGGAUUCCAAAUUUAAACAUGGCUAGCUUUGUCGGCACGUAUAUGGAACGCGAAGCUGACGAGCUUCUCUCGGAAAAUAUCAACAAGAAUUUGGCAGAUGCUGAUGAAUAUCCGGCACUGAUGGAGAUGCAUGCACACUGCGUUUCCAUGCUAGCAAACCUCUGGAAUGCUCAGCCUGGGGGUAAUGCAAUCGGUUCUGCAACGACUGGCUCUUCCGAGGCCAUUCACCUGGGCGGAUUGGCAAUGAAAAGACGUUGGCAAGAGAAACGAAGAGCUGCCGGAAAAGACAUCUCGAAACCCAAUAUCAUCAUGGGCGCAAAUGCACAGGUUGCACUCCUUAAAUUUGCGAGAUACUUCGAAGUUGAGCCGCGAAUCCUUGAUGUCUCUGAGAAAAGCCAGUAUAGGCUUGAUCCUGAACUGGUUAAAAAGAACGUGGACGAAAAUACUCUCGGAGUCUUCGUUAUUUUAGGUAGUACAUAUACCGGUCAUUACGAACCCGUGGAGGAGAUUUCAAAUAUACUUGAUGAAUAUCAAGCGAAGACUGGUGAAGACGUGCCUAUCCAUGUCGAUGCAGCAAGCGGAGGAUUUGUUGCACCAUUCGCUUUCGCUCAGGCCGGAGGCUCCAAAUGGGACUUUUUGCUGCCCCGGGUGAAAUCGAUCAAUACAUCUGGCCAUAAAUUUGGCUUGGUCUAUGCUGGGCUUGGUUGGAUUAUUUGGCGGGAUAGAUCGUAUCUGCCAAAAGACCUUAUUUUUGAGCUUCAUUAUCUUGGCGGAACGGAAGAGACGUUUACCUUGAAUUUCUCCCGCCCCGGAAUGCAGGUGAUAGGACAGUAUUACAACUUCAUUCGCCUUGGCUUUAACGGGUACCGUGAAAUCAUGGAGAAUUGUUUGGCAAAUGCCAGGUUGCUGAGCAAGGCUCUUGAGAAAACAGGAUGGUUUGUGUGCGUUAGCGACAUUCAUCGAAAGAAGGGGAAUUUCAACCUUGGGCAGACGGCUGAGGAGCUUAAAGAAUUGUUGAAAAACGUGGAGGGUGAAACAUCAGCGGAUUAUAACGCCGGUCUGCCGGUAGUCGCGUUUAGACUCUCUGACGUGUUUCAAAAAAAAUAUCCGGAUGUAAAGCAGGAUAGCAUCAGUUUGUUGCUUCGUGCGAAGCAGUAUAUCAUUCCAAAUUACCCACUCCCUCCAGCAGUGGACAAGACAGAAAUCCUGCGAAUAGUUGUCCGUGAAAGUAUGUCGGCAGAUCUCAUCGAUCGGCUUGUAGCGGACACCGUAGCUAUCACUGAGAAGCUCAUGGAAAAGCCAGUAGAUAUUGCCGCACUCCACACAGGAUCUACCUCAAUCGCCAGGCGACAUAUGGCUGCAAAUGGGGAAAGGGGUGCAAAGGGAACGAGAAAGCACCACCCUGAUGGCAUCCACAGAAGCGUCUGUUAG